AUGACAAAAGAAACAAGCGACCAUUUUCAUCAUGUAAAUAACAUGAUUGCUUCUUGGUUUUUCGGUCCGCGUGCAGAAAAUAAAGAAUUUGUUAAAGAAUUUUACGACAAUGUAAUAGAUCUACAGGCAGAAGGAAGAAUGUUGUAUUUUGACUCUGCGGAUCCAAAUUUCAUUACCACGCAGAUGCAGAAUUCUAAAGAGUUUAAAAAUAACAUAGAGUAUCUCAGAAGCCAACUCAAUAAACUCUUAGAAAAACUUAAUGAAAGAACGGUACCAUUUUGGUCACCUCGCUAUAUGGGUCACAUGGUUACGGAAACGACUAUGCCAAGUAACCUUGGUUAUGUGGCGGCUUUACAAUACAACCAAAACAACAUUGCUUCCGAAGGAGCACCAUUAACCACUAUGCUUGAAAUUGGUGUUGGCAAUCAGUUAUGUGAAAUGCUUGGAUUUGACACUUCUAAUAAUCUAAACAUCAAUUUGGAUAAUCUUGACAAAGAGGAUGAAAGUAUUUAUAAUUUUGGCUCUCAAGAGAUUCAAAGUUGGGGACAUAUCACUUGCGAUGCGCGUAACCUUAAAUUCUAUCCGCUAUCUCUUCGCCUCGCCAUCGAAGAAGGUCGAUUAUCAUUUAUUGACAAGAGUUUUACUAUUGAAUUAGCCAAUGGUUCGGUGAAGCUUUUUAAGGAUUGUACGACGUGGGAAUUGCUUAAUUUCAAACCGACCACUGUGUUAAAUAUCCCUGAACGACUUUAUCAAAAGUAUGGAAUUACUUCUCAGUUUUUGCAAGCUUCUCUUAAUGACUACACCAUUCAGACUGUAGGAAAGGAUUAUCUAGAACAAAAAUUUGGUAUCACGAAACCAUCAUUAUAUUUUGCAAGUAGCACGCAUCAUUAUUCGUGGCCUAAGGGUUGUGCCAUUGUUGGAAUUGGAUCUAAAAAUUUAAAAAGCAUUCCAGUAGACAAUGCAGCGCGAAUGGAUGUUAAUGAGCUUGACAAAGUUCUUGCAAAGUGCGUUAGAAAUAAACAAGCUGUUUAUGCAGUAGUUGCGAUCAUGGGGUCAACCGAACAAGGCGCUUGUGAUCCUUUGGCCGAUAUCGUCGCGCUUCGAGAGCGGUAUCAACGCAGAUACGGACUUAGUUUUGUCAUUCAUGCAGAUGCUGCUUGGGGUGGAUAUUUCCGUACAAUGCUUAUUGAGCCACCUAAGAAUUCUCCGUGUGGUGAUUAUUCAGAAAAUUAUAGUGAAGAGCGUGAUACUUUUGUUCCUAUGCUAGCGCUGAAUCCUUAUACAAGGAAGCAUUUGUACAGUCUAAAGGAUUGCGACUCUAUCACCAUUGAUCCGCACAAAAGUGGAUAUAUCCCAUAUCCUGCUGGUAGUCUAUGUUAUCGAGAUCAACGUAUGAGAUAUCUGGUUACAUGGACAAGCCCAGUUGUGACACGUUCUAAGGAAGAAAGUAUUGGAAUUUAUGGUGUGGAAGGAAGUAAGCCUGGUGCAGCUCCAGUAGCUGCUUGGCUUUCUCAUGAUGUAAUUGGCCUUCAUCAAAAAGGUUAUGGCGCAUUAUUAGGACAGGCAACUUUUACUUGCAGCAAGAUCUAUUGCCAUUGGGCUACUAUGUCAACUGAUAAAGAUAACUUUAUUGUUGUUCCAUUCAACAUGUUGCCUGCUGAGAAGCUUAAUCCACCAAAUUUGGAAGAAGUUAAAGAACAGAAGCAAAAGAUCAGAGAAUUAAUUGUCACCAAAUCAAAUUUGGAAAUAAUAAAUAAUGAAGAAGCAUUGAAUUUAAUUAAAAAAGUUGGUUCUGAUCUUAUAAUUAACACAUUCGCAUGCAACUUUAAAGUGGACGGCAAAGUGAACGAAAAUAUAGGCGAAGCAAACUAUCUUAAUCGACGUUUAUUCGAAAAAUUUUCACUUACCUCUUACAGACAAGAUAACAAAACAAAACCACUGAUUCUUACUUCCACAACGCUCAAGCAGAGUUCUUAUGGUCAUUGCCUUACGAACUUUAAGAACCGCCUUGGUUUGAAAGGUGACCAAGAUCUCUAUGUACUCAUUAAUGUAGUUAUGUCACCUUGGCCCACGGAAUUCGAUUUCAUUACUACGCUUACAAAAACUUUUAAAGAAACCUUGAAAGAGCUAACUGAGCUUUCAGCUAGACGCAACACAAAAACACCUGUUCAUUUGAACAGAAUUCUAUCAGUUGAGGAAAAUCAAUCAAAUGAGAAAAUUUGCGAUUAUACAUCACAUCUAUUUGUCAUUCAAGGUACAGAUGAAAUUUAUUUAGUGCACUUGCCAAUAUUUCAAUUAGAAACCCAUCGUCAACAAGUCAUUAUAAAGGCCGAAAUGUCAACAAAAAUGAUGGAGAAGUACAAAGAUUUUCGUAAAAAAGACCCUUCAAAAAUGUUGAUACUUUGUUACCAAGAAAAUAUUACAAUCGACCAAAUCGCAGCUGAAGGAAGUUCUUUCAGCGCUUAUAUUAUAGAAGGUUUUGACCCUUACAUGGCAUUAACAGAACGUCAUAAAAUGUUCUCAAGAUCUUCAAGAUCUUUCAAAAUAAAAACCACCAAAUUGCUAAAGAUGCGCAAGUUGGGAUCAUCUUACCAAGAUGCCGAAUAUCCGAUAGAUCGUGUUCCAUUUUACAUUUAUGGAACGGAAAAUCAAUUACACAUUGACCACUUACUCCUCAAAUCCCCUUCCAUACAGCUUUCGGCUGAGAGUGUUCAAAUUGAAUUAACAUCGGGAAAUUUUACAAAAGAACAGAAAGAAAGAGGCGCAAUUGUUCACAUAAUUGCAAAAGAAGAAGAGGAUGGCACCAUUGUUGAUUUAUAUGAGGUUGCUAUGCAACCGUUCCCAGACACAAAAUAUCUUGGGAAUUCAUUCUUUUUCAGAGCUAAUACCCAUUUUCAUGUGGAACUAUAUGAAGACCCAGUAUGUGACCCAGCUUUAAAUGGGCCAGGUCUAGAUAACGUUAAUAGUAUAUCACCAUUUGCUAUAGGAAAAAUUAUAUUGCCUUCUGUAAGCAAAGGAAGUUUAUAUAUUGAUUCUCAUUUAAUUAAUAUAGAUCCAGUAGUAAAAAUUCAAAAAGGCAGGACAGUUAAACGUGCUUCAACUGAAUGGAGGAAAUGCCCCAAACCAUUGUUGGCUAAUACAAAAAAGAAUUGGUACGAAAAAGAUGAUUUUAAAACCAGCCCUGUACGUGCUUCGUUUCAUUCUACUCUUUAA
This is a messenger RNA of Dentiscutata erythropus, 3213 nucleotides long. The record is from the annotation of a GenBank genome assembly. Lineage: Eukaryota; Fungi; Glomeromycota; Glomeromycetes; Diversisporales; Gigasporaceae.